Molecule: messenger RNA, 335 nt
Organism: Rubroshorea leprosula
Lineage: Eukaryota; Viridiplantae; Streptophyta; Magnoliopsida; Malvales; Dipterocarpaceae
Source: the annotation of a GenBank genome assembly
UCGUCCUAUUUAGUACUCAAUAGUUGCCAAUCAAGAGCUGCCAAUCAAGAGCCCAGAACUAGAUCAGAUGGUGAAAUCCAGCCAAGUAAAAGCUACAUCAUGUCCUAUUGUUCCAUCAACGGCGAAACCAUGCCUAACAAAAGCAACAGCACCAAGUUCGGAAAAGAACAAAAUGAGAGGAAAAAGAAGGUAGUGAAUGAGAGGAAUAGCGGAGAUGUUGAGGUGGAGACAAAGGGGGUCAAUGGCGAGGAGUAGCAGAGAAAAAGGCUCUUAUUGUGGUGGUUUUUCGUGAGCAAAGGUGAAUUUUACAGGGUCAUCAAGAUUAAUUUGAGUUC